Messenger RNA from Caenorhabditis auriculariae, 1878 nucleotides. The record is from the annotation of a GenBank genome assembly. Lineage: Eukaryota; Metazoa; Nematoda; Chromadorea; Rhabditida; Rhabditidae.
AUGGUUGCAACGCAUAUUUGGAGUGACGGCGGCCAAGAAGACGAGUGUUUUCAGCUGCAAAAUGAGCCGAGCAGCGGGCAAAGAACCGAGGAUGAUGAAUGGCCGCCGUCAGUGACAAAGACUACGUGCACCCGCGGCUGAAAAACGCUGGCCGAGUGUCGCUUCUGCCCGAAAAAGGUUCGAGGUCCUGGUUCACCUUCUCUCCCUUCUCUGACGAGUCCAACUUCUCGAAAUGAGAGUACUAGGGUGAAAUUAUUAUGCUCUGGAAGAUUUUUGUAAUAGGAUGUGUUCAAUCACGGGUGUCCCCGUGAUUGAACACAUCCAGUUUCAAAAAAGUCUAGAGAUUCGAAAAUUGUGUAAGAUGAUUAUAAAAAAGAGAACAGGAUAAUUUCCAAGGGAGGUCCUUUCAGUUUGAAGUUUCGAGUUUUAUAUAUAUUAGUCAACAAACUGAUUGAAAGAUCCAACCAAAGUUCCUUAAAUGGCAACCUGCGCAAAAUUCUUAUUUUUCAGAAAUUAUUUUUUUCUAGUAGCCAUCAAAAUGUUUCGUCUAGACCAUCGAAUGAGUUUUUUGAAAAAGUUAUAGAAGAUUUCAAGCUUUCCAAACAGACAUAUCUUUUUUUAUAAAUUUGCACAGAUAGAGGAUUUCACAGCUGUUCUAGCUGCUAAUUUUCAAAAUGAAAGAAAAAAAUAUAAGGUAUUUUGCAGUAAUAAACAAGAAGUUUCAUAUGAGUAUGAGUACGAUGUCACCGAUUCUUCAACUUUUGGCAAAACUUGUUUCGAAGUUUCGUAAAGUUCGUAGGCGACUGCGAGGACCUUAUCUCGAAAACUCGAAAAACUGAUCAAGUGAUUCUUUCACCACUCAGAAAUUGGACUGCAAGCAGAGUUUACCAGCUUUGGUUAGAGGCUACGAAAAAUCAAGAUUUGGAAAGGUUAUAAGAUUACCUAUUUCAAUGGGCAUCGUUUCGAUAAAUCCAAAAAAGCUGCUGGAAACUAGGUUACACGAAACUAAACAUUUUAGAUUUUCUAUCAUCUUUUUUUAAGUUUGUUUCAGGAAGUAUAUAUAGCAAGCAGAAAGCUUAGAAGAAAAAGGGAAAAAUAGCCGGACAGGUGUUGAUAGGAGAGGUGAAAUGAGCCGUGGAUUGAAUCGGGAGAGACGUUUUCGACAACCUAAUGUUCCAGAGGGACCACCAGAAAGCAUGCUUCGAACCUCGGACCGGACAAGAUGUUGACAAAAAGUUGCAGGGUACCGGGUGCGUAAUUACCUGUCGGCCGGGUCCUCAUUAUCCCUCCAUUAUCACUCCAUCAACACGUCAGCUGUUUUUUCGCGCGUUCCUUCGUGAAAAGACGACAAAAGAACUGUGUACUUCCGUUUUCUCAGAACUUUUUCCAGUUACUUUUUCUUUCUUCAACAUACAUACUUUGUGAGCCCCAAAAAUUUGAUAUAAACGGUCGAAAAUUUCCUUGUCAGUUAUUUUUUAAAAUUUUACCUCACGCAGAACAUAAAAAACGCAUUGAAAUAUUCGACCAAAAUUUUCGGAAUACCGUGAAUAUCGAGUUUUUUUUUCAGAAAAUUUAUGCGUUUUUAUGACGCGUUCAAAGCAACUUCGAGAAAUUCAAAAAGAUCUCUGGCUCUGUAAAACUCUUCGUUAUCUUCUUGAAUCUUACUAAAAUCAAGACUUACUAGGGCUUGGUCUCUACUCGACAACGAGUUGAGAAUUGAGACUUUGUGGGUGGAUAGGGCUAGGUGAGACUACUCGGAAUCAAAAAUAAAAUUCUGCUAAACCCCACAGGCGACCGAGAAAAAGCUCGUCGAAAGAUUUCCAGCGCGUAUAUGGCCGCGCUCGGAGCAUUCGGCUAGCAACUGGCGGCGUGGUGUAG